AUGCAAGCUAUUGCCGAUAGUUUUAGCGCACCAAACAGAUUAGUAAAGGAGCUACAGUAUGACAACGAACAAAAUCUAGAAAACGACUUCGUGACGGGCGCAUCUCAAUUUCAUCAUUUGGCGCCGACACUUACGGUUCCUCCAAUUGCUUCUCCACAACAGUUUUUGAGGGCACACACGGAUGAUUCACGAAACCCAGAUUGUAGAAUCAAGAUCGCGCACGGUACCACCACCCUAGCAUUCAGAUUCCAAGGCGGCAUUGUAGUAGCAGUGGAUUCUCGUGCUACUGCCGGGAAUUGGGUUGCUUCUCAAACAGUGAAGAAAGUUAUUGAAAUCAAUCCAUUUUUGUUGGGUACAUUGGCUGGUGGUGCGGCCGAUUGUCAAUUUUGGGAAACUUGGUUAGGUUCUCAAUGUAGACUACACGAAUUAAGAGAAAAGGAACGUAUAUCUGUUGCAGCUGCUUCCAAGAUUCUAAGCAAUUUAGUAUACCAAUAUAAAGGUGCAGGUUUAUCAAUGGGUACUAUGGUCUGUGGUUACACCAAAAAGGAAGGUCCAACCAUUUAUUACGUCGAUUCAGAUGGUACGAGAUUAAAGGGUGAUAUAUUCUGCGUUGGUUCAGGUCAAACGUUCGCAUAUGGUGUCCUGGAUUCUAAUUAUAAAUGGGAUUUGUCCGUUGAAGAUGCCUUAUAUUUGGGUAAGAGGUCCAUCUUAGCUGCCGCUCAUAGAGAUGCUUUUUCGGGUGGUUCUGUAAACUUAUACCAUGUCACUGAAGAUGGCUGGAUAUAUCAUGGUAACCAUGAUAUCGGCGAACUAUUCUGGGAAAUCAAAGAAAAGGAGGGAUCUUUCAACAACGUCAUCGGCUAA
Saccharomyces kudriavzevii IFO 1802 is the source of this 864-nucleotide messenger RNA. RefSeq names its product proteasome core particle subunit beta 5 (gene PRE2). Gene Ontology annotation, molecular function: threonine-type endopeptidase activity. Gene Ontology annotation, cellular component: proteasome core complex. Bases 1 to 864 code for a protein of 287 amino acids. NCBI's taxonomy places the organism in Eukaryota, Fungi, Ascomycota, Saccharomycetes, Saccharomycetales, Saccharomycetaceae. The transcript has a single exon. The record is from RefSeq and is a predicted model, not a curated record.